Strigops habroptila (Kakapo) is the source of this 3311-nucleotide messenger RNA. It is a transcript of the gene VARS1, whose product is annotated as valyl-tRNA synthetase 1. The transcript is spliced from 26 exons. Lineage: Eukaryota; Metazoa; Chordata; Aves; Psittaciformes; Psittacidae. Gene Ontology annotation, molecular function: aminoacyl-tRNA deacylase activity; valine-tRNA ligase activity; ATP binding. Gene Ontology annotation, cellular component: cytosol. Gene Ontology annotation, biological process: valyl-tRNA aminoacylation. The record is from RefSeq and is a predicted model, not a curated record. The annotation marks the transcript as partial.
AUGGGUGGGCGAUGCCCCCCCCCGCGCUGGUGCUGCUGGUGCCGCCCCCCCCCCGCGGACGCGUGCGCGCGGCGGGCGCUGAUCGCGGCGCGGUUCGCGGGGCCGCCCCCCCCCGCGCUGCGCGUGGUGCGCUCCGGGGGGGGCCCCGCGCUGCUCACCCGCCAGGGGGCGCUGCUGCGCGGCGCCGCCGCCGCCGCCGCCUUCCUCAGCCCCCCCGCGCUGCUCGGGGGGCGGGGCGCCGCGCCGCGCGCGCUCGUCCGCCAAUGGGUGGCCUUCGCCGAGCGCGAGCUCGCCCCCGCCGCCGCCAUCGCCGCGCACCGCGGGGGGGCGCCGCAGGCGCGGGCGCGGGCGCGGCAGGAGCUGCUGCGGGCGCUGCGGGUGCUGGACUCGCACCUGCGGGACCGAACGUUCCUGGUGGGCGACGGCGUCACCUUGGCCGACGUGACCGGGACGUGCGUGCUGCUGGGGCCCUGCCGCCGCGUCCUGGACGCCGCCACCGUCUCCACCAUCCCCAACGUCUGCCGCUGGUUCGAGACCUGUGUGGGGCUGCCCCAGUUCCGGGCGGUGCUGGGAGAUGUGGGGCUGUGCGCGGACGGGGCCUCUGACCCACAGCUGGAGCUGGCACCCGUGGAGGUGGACGCCGAGGAGGAUGAUGCCAUGGGGCUGGAUGCUAUGCGGCAGAUCGCUAUGGGGCAGCCCGCUAUGGGGCAGGAUGCUGUGGAGCAGGAUGCUGUGGAUCAGGCCGCUAUGGGGCAGCCCGCUGUGGGGCAGGAUGCUAUGGAGCAGGAUGCGGUGGAUCAGGCUGCUGUGGAUCAGGCCGCCGUGGGGCAGCCCGCUGUGGGGCAGGCCGCUAUGGGGCAGGCCGCCCCGCCCCCAGCCAAGAGCGCGGCGCAGCUGAAGAAGGAGGCGAAAAAACGGGAGAAACUGGAGAAAUUCCAACAGAAACAGGAAAAGAUCCGCGAGAAGCAGGCUCCUGCCCCCCGGCGCCAGCGCCGCCCCCCCGGGGUGGUGACCUAUGACCUGGAGACCCCCCCGGGGCAGAAGAAAGACGUGUCGGUGCCGCUGCCCCCCUCGUACAGCCCGCGGUACGUGGAGGCCGCCUGGUACAGCUGGUGGGAGCGCGAGGGCUUCUUCAAGCCCGAGUAUGGGCGGGGCCGCGUGUCGGCGCCCAACCCGCGGGGGGUGUUCAUGAUGUGCGUCCCCCCCCCCAACGUGACGGGCGCCCUGCACCUGGGCCACGCGCUCACCAGCGCCAUCCAGGACAGCCUCGCGCGGUGGCAGCGCAUGCGGGGGCUGACGACGCUGUGGAGCCCGGGCUGUGACCACGCCGGCAUCGCCACGCAGGUGGUGGUUGAGCGGCGGCUCUGGCGCACGCGGCGCCUCACGCGCCACCAGCUCGGCCGCGAGCGCUUCCUGCAGGAGGUGUGGGCCUGGAAGCACGAGAAGGGCGACCGCAUCUACCAGCAGCUCCGGCAGUUGGGGGCCUCCAUGGACUGGGACCGGGCCUGUUUCACCAUGGACCCCAAGAUGAGCCGCGCCGUGUGCGAGGCCUUCGUGCGGCUGCACGAGCAGGGGCUCAUCUACCGCAGCACGCGGAUGGUGCACUGGAGCUGCGCCCUGCGCUCCGCCAUAUCCGACAUCGAGGUGGAGAAGCGGGAGCUGCCGGGCCGGACGCUGCUGCGGGUGCCGGGCUAUGAGGAACCCGUCGAGUUUGGGGUCCUGGUGGCCUUCGCCUACCCCCUGGAGGGCGGCGAGGAGGGGCAGGAGGUGGUGGUGGCCACCACGCGGCUGGAGACGAUGCUGGGGGACGUGGCGGUGGCCGUGCACCCCGAGGACCCCCGCUACACGCACCUCCGGGGCCGUUCCGUCCUUCACCCCUUCACGGGGCAGAGGCUCCCGGUGCUGCACGACCCCUUCGUGGACCCCCAGUUCGGCACCGGCGCAGUGAAGGUGACCCCAGGGCACGACGCCACGGACCUGGAUGUGGGGCAGCGCCACGGGCUGCCCUGCCCCUGCGUGCUGGACGAUGAGGGGCGGCUCUGCGGCGUGCCCCCCCCCUUCCUGGGGAUGCCGCGGUUCCGGGCCCGCGCCGCGGUGAUGGAGGCGCUGAAGGAGCGGGGGCUGUUCCGGGGGGUCACCGAGAACCCCAUGGUGGUGCCCAUCUGCAGCCGCUCGGGGGACGUGCUGGAGCCGGUGCAGCGCCCGCAGUGGUUCCUGCGUUGCUCCGCUCUGGCCGCGGCCGCCGCGGGGGUCGUGCGGGGGGGGGAGCUGCGCCUGCGCCCCCCGGCCCACACCCGCACCUGGCUGCAGUGGAUGGACAACAUCCGGGACUGGUGCAUCUCCCGCCAGCUCUGGUGGGGCCAUCGCAUCCCGGCCUACUUCGUCACCAUCGACGACCCCAGCGUGCCCCCCGGCAAGGACGGGGAUGGGAAGUUCUGGGUCAGCGGCCGAACCGAGGACGAGGCUCGAGCGAAGGCGGCGAAACGCUUCCGGGUGCCCCCCGAGAAAGUGACCCUGCGGCAGGACGAGGACGUUCUGGACACUUGGUUCUCCUCCGGCCUCUUCCCAUUCUCCAUCUUCGGGUGGCCCGAACCAAGCGAGGACCUGGACGUGUUCUACCCGGGGACGCUGCUGGAGACGGGCCACGACAUCCUCUUCUUCUGGGUGGCGCGAAUGGUGAUGCUGGGGCUGGCGCUGACCGGGCGGCUGCCCUUCCGCGAGGUUUACCUGCACGCCAUCGUGCGGGACGCGCACGGCAGGAAGAUGAGCAAAUCCCUCGGGAACGUCAUCGACCCCCUGGACGUGAUCCACGGCAUCUCCCUGCAGGGGCUGCACGAGCAGCUGGAGAACAGCAACCUGGAGCCUGCGGAGCUGGAGCGGGCGCGGGAGGGGCAGAAACGCGACUUCCCCAACGGGAUCCCCGAGUGCGGGACGGACGCGCUGCGCUUCGCCCUCUGCGCCUACACGGCCCAGGGCCGGGACAUCAACCUGGACGUGAUGCGGGUCCUGGGUUACCGGCACUUCUGUAACAAGGUGUGGAACGGGGCCCGCUUCGUGCUGCAGGCGCUGGGGGGCGGCUACCGGCCCCCCCCCGACCACCAGGUGCGGGGCCGGCCGGGGCUGGCCGAUCGGUGGGUGCGGAGCCGCCUGAGCCGCGCCGUGGGGGCCGUGGGGGCCGCGAUGGAGGAGUUCGACUUCCCCGGCGCCACGACGGCCGUGCACCGCUUCUGGCUCUACGAGCUCUGCGACGUCUACCUGGUGCGGGGCCGCACCCGCGGGGGGACGGGGGGGUGUGGGGCGGGGGGUGUGGG